Harpia harpyja (harpy eagle) is the source of this 4642-nucleotide messenger RNA. RefSeq names its product ALG12 alpha-1,6-mannosyltransferase (gene ALG12). The transcript is spliced from 10 exons. The coding region runs from base 16 to 1626 and encodes 536 amino acids. The record is from RefSeq and is a predicted model, not a curated record. Gene Ontology annotation, molecular function: alpha-1,6-mannosyltransferase activity. NCBI's taxonomy places the organism in Eukaryota, Metazoa, Chordata, Aves, Accipitriformes, Accipitridae. Gene Ontology annotation, biological process: protein N-linked glycosylation. Gene Ontology annotation, cellular component: endoplasmic reticulum membrane.
CUGCCCUCACCUAAUAUGGCUGGCCAGAGAGCUGGUCACGUGGGCACGGGCCUGUUUCCCCCCCCCUCCCGCCUGCCGUCCUCUUCUGCCGGUGCCCUCUGCGGGGCGGCCACGUGGACGCCCGGGCGAAUAUACGUGAAUUUCAAACCCAGUAUGGCUCAGAAGAGGAGCUCGAGUGGGCGGUCGUUCCCAUUGCUGCUGCUGAUUAUUGUUGUGGCCUUUGUUCAUUUAACUGUCUGUCCUUUUACAAAAGUGGAGGAAAGCUUUAACCUACAAGCUAUCCAUGAUGUGGUGUACCACCAACUGGACUUGGAUAAGUAUGACCAUCAUGAAUUUCCUGGAGUUGUCCCAAGAACGUUCCUUGGACCAAUUUUUAUUGCUGCUCUUUCCAGCCCAGCUAUAUAUGUACUUUCUGUGCUAAGAAUGUCCAAGUUCUACUCGCAGCUGAUAGUCCGAGGAAGCUUGGGGCUCAGUGUGAUUUACACAUUAUGGAAGUUGCAGAAAGAAGUUAGAAAGCAGUUUGGAGCAACUACAUCAACAGUCUUCUGUCUCAUCACUGUUACUCAGUUUCAUUUGAUGUUUUACUGUACACGAACCCUCCCUAAUGUGUUUGCACUCCCUUUUGUGCUCCUGGCAUUGACGUUUUGGAUACAGCAAAAGCAAAGGCCAUUCAUUUGGUUCUCAGCUUUGGCAAUUAUAGUCUUCAGAUCAGAGCUCUGCAUCUUCUUAGGCCUCAUGCUCCUGGUGACGUUAUUAACUAAAAGAAUCUCCAUAUUCAAGGUGCUUUCCCAUGCUGUUCCUGCUGGAAUUUUUUGGUUGGGGCUAACAGUUGCUGUGGAUUCUCUAUUUUGGAGGCAACUUGUGUGGCCAGAGGGGAAAGUGCUCUGGUAUAACACAAUUUUGAACAGAAGUUCCAACUGGGGAACCUCCCCCUUCUUGUGGUAUUUCUAUUCAGCCCUGCCUCGUGCUUUGGGAUGCAGCAUUGUAUUUGUACCUUUAGGUGUAGCAGAAAAGAGAACUCGGAUACUACUUUUGCCAGCACUGGGCUUUAUUUUCUUGUAUUCAUUUCUCCCACACAAAGAGCUGCGUUUUAUCAUAUAUACUUUCCCUGUCUUCAACAUAGUGGCUGCUAAAAUGUGCUCACGAAUUCUGAAUAACUACCGGAAAUCUUGGCUGUACAAACUUGGAUCUUUCUUUGUUAUAAUGCAUCUUCUAGUUAAUGCUGCUUAUUCAGCAACAUCUUUAUAUGUUUCACAUUUCAAUUAUCCUGGAGGAGUGGCAAUUCAGAAGUUGCAUGAGUUGGUACCUUCAACAGCAGAUGUCUCUGUUCAUAUUGAUGUGGCUGCAGCACAAACAGGAGUUUCUCGGUUUCUAGAAAUCAAUUCAGAUUGGAGGUAUGACAAAAGAGAAGAUGUUAAACCAGGAGACCAGUUGAUGUUUUCUUACACUCACAUACUGAUGGAAACAAACCCUCUUCAGAUAUCACAUUACAAGACAACCCACAGGCCACUGGCAAAUAUACCUGGCAUCAGUAAAAUUGGGUUGAACCUUACUGCACUACCUCCUUUUACUUUAAAUUUGAAACCAAAAUUAGUACUGUUGGAAAAACUUCCUCUAUCAUCUUGACUGUGAAUUUUAAGUAAGUCUUUUGAUGUAAUUUUGCUGAUGACUGAAUAAUCUAAGACAGCAGCAAACUGUCAUUCCAGCACUGCAAUUCAACUUCUGUGGAAAGGCACGGAAAAUCUUUGUACUGAAUGGUAUUUAGCUCCAUCCUGUUUCUUACAUAAAUAUUACAACGCAUUCCUAGUCAAUAUAUACUCUAAUACUGAGUUGUAUUGUUAGAUAUGUUUGAGAGAGGCUACCUACAAGUUUAGUGGUAUUAAGUAAAACCUGUCUACUUGGUUUGGGUAGCUGUUUCAUCAUGUAGUGCAGGUAUGUCCUAAUUGUCCUAUAUAAGAUACAUAAUGGAACAGGUUUGUGCUACAGCAAUAGUUUGAUAUGUAAUCUAUGUGUGCAAAGAUGUAUUACUUGAUGUAUCUGCAGGAUUGUAACCCCUUCAGUUGUCAGAUUGCCUCUGUGAAACUUAAUGAUGUUAUCAACAUAGGAAAGCCACAGUCAUUGUAGCUUCAUCACAAUACCUAAUUGUGCCCUGUAGGCUACCAAGCUAAUUAAAGUGAAAGAUUCACUUAAAAAGCAGUUGGACCUUUUGACGAGCACUAUCUCAUAACAGAUUUGAGCAUUAAAGGAUGGUUAUCUUUAUUCCAGCACUUCAUGAAUAAGCAGCAACUUGGAUUUCACAUGAAAAAGAAUUUUAAAAAUAAUGUUCCCCUCUUCUGCUGUAAUGAUAUUAAUUUGCAGUGCAAAAAUUUACCUAUGAAAAUAUUCACUUGAAUACACUUUUAAGAAGAUAGGUGCUGUUUUCCUUUCUUUAUUUAGUAGUCCAUUUGGAAAGGAAUAAUCUAAUAUGCCAUGGGUUGCAUUCUAUAAACUAGAAUAAGAUAGCAUGUUCUGUAGUCUCCUUUAUUAGAUGUUUUUGUUAAGGAUGUCUGCCUAGAUUGGUGAAUGAAACAAGUUCAGGGGUAAACUAAGGAAAAAAAGUUAGAAUUUUGGUUAGGGCCAGUUGUAAUGUGACAGGAGCUCCAUUAGUGUAAAAAAUCAGUAUUGCUGAAACAGUCAUAGGCAGAAAACUAUUCCUUGCUGACUGAAAACUCGAGUAAAAAUCCUUAUUGAAUAAAGUGGUUUGGGUUUUGGGGGUUUUUUUAAAGUGUGCUUCAUUCAGGAACUACCUUUACCCAUGUAUGUUUCAGUUUUUAGGACCAUGUUUUCUUUUUAUCCUUCAGAUGAUGUAUCAGAGGAACUGAUCUGGUGGGGUGGAACCUGCUCCCCCCCCCCCGUGGGUGGCUGUUGCUGCUGCGCAUGCUUCCUCAGGCUGAGCAGAUCUGGCAAAGGCAACCUGCAGAACUUGUUGGUCCAGUCUCUGGUUGCUCUUGAAAUUGAAAUCACUCAAGUAUUAUCUACUUGACUUGUCUUUGGACAAAAAUUCAGCUUCCUCUACAGCCAAUUUGAAUAUCAAACAAUUCACGAGACAGAAGGAAGUACAUGUGCAAAUUGAGAAUUUGGAACAAUACAAAGGAAAACUUCUGAGUGAGGAUGUAGGCCCUUACAUUAAGCCUAAUCAUUGACUUUAUGUAACUCCCCACACACUGUAAUCCACAGUUUGAGAACCUGAACUAAAAUUUAUCCUGCCCAAGCAUGGACAAAUGUCUGCAAUAGUGAAGUUAGGUGUGUAGUUACUCCAGCUUUCCAAAUCCCUGGUUGUCAGACUCCCUCUGCAGAAAGUUGCUUCUGUUAACUACAGAGGAAACCUAGGACUAUUAUGCUUGCAGCAUCGGCAUAUCAAGCUAAUGCCUGAAGUGGCACUGAGUACGUGGACAUGAGGCAUUUGAAGAGUUUAAUCUUGCUGAAUGUCAGCCAUGUGGCUGAUUGGAACCUUCCACAGACUUUGGUUCUGGUGUCUGGGUGCUACCUGUUGGACUGACUGACUUUUACACCAGCGAUGGUGUUCAGCUGUGGUAGUGUGUACUACUGCUCACAGCCUCACUGCUGAUGAAAAUAGAAGCCAUCAGCUCAAAUUGGCCUGUUUAGUGUAUUUGCUUGGGGUAGAGAAAGGUAAAAUACAUAGAAAGAGGCAGGAAAGAGAUCCUGGAUUGCAGUUUUGAACAGUGUCUGAAGUUUGUUUAGUUCCCGUUGCAUCUUGCUCUGCAUAUAUGGUUCUUGAAAAGUGCCAAGUUUAAGAUCUGCAACCUGUUUGGGUUUGUAGACGGAGGAAUAGAUCACGACCCGUGCAGUGCAUGCAGCACCAUAGCACCAGUGGCUGUAUGACGUCUGUGACAGCACGGGUAACCCCUCUGACAUAAUAUUUAUGGUCUAUGGUAGCCCACACCUGGAAUAAGAAGGGGCAGCUGUCAAACUGGGAUGAAGAUUACUGCAGUUUUUCCCCCCAACGAUUGCUUUCAAUAAACAAACAGUCCUUGGAAUAAAACUAAAGCCAUCUCCUUCCUCUUAAAUGAAUCUUCUUGUCUCCAAGGCCUGUGUUGUCUGUCUUUAGCUCCACAAGAAACGUAGAGCUUAUUUUCUCCUUUAAUAUAGAUUAACAUUCAGUGUAUUUAUUUGCAUGGAAGAAACAAAGUGUGGGUUUAACUUCCCUUAGAUGUAAGAGGGCACUAAGGAAGUCUCGCCCCUUCUAUAAAGUUGAAGUGGGGCAUUACAAAUUCUUCUGCAUUUGGGGGGUGGGGGCAUAGGGGGAAGCCUCAAGUUACUGCAUGAACGGUGCAAGUAAGGGAGACACCAUGAAAACUUAUUUGGUGGAAGUCUGAAGGGACUUUAAAGUCAUACAUUUCUCAUGACUAUUCAGGUUCUUAAAAGAAAAAUUCCUUUUGUCUUGACUGAUUACAAACAACCCUAGCUUAGAAUAUAGCUUUUCUUAAUAAAAACAGAAAUAGGGUGAGCAUAUUCAAAUAAUUGAGGGCUGAAUUAACCUGAAUAAAGCAAAAGACAUAGAAGAGUCCAUCCAUAAAUUGUUACAUCUAUGACAUUUAAACACAGAAUGCAGUUGUAAAUAAAAUGCAUUUAACAUGUAUAA